Molecule: messenger RNA, 606 nt
Organism: Myotis brandtii (Brandt's bat)
Lineage: Eukaryota; Metazoa; Chordata; Mammalia; Chiroptera; Vespertilionidae
Product: striated muscle preferentially expressed protein kinase-like
Exons: 5
Source: RefSeq, a predicted model, not a curated record
AUGAGCACCUUGCAGACAGCUGCCCUGGGUGACAGGCCUGGCCAGAAUGAUGGCUUCUUGCUGUCACAGCUAGUGCAGGCUGCUCCAGGAGAGGGCGCCAGCAACUGGAACAGCUGCCUGUGGCUGCGGAACUGCGGGCAGCAGGAUGCCGGCAAGUACAGCUGCAGGGCCCAGAACGAGCGGGGCCAGGCCUGCUGCGAGGCCGUGGUCACAGUGCUGGAGGUCGGAGACUUGGAGACAGGUGAGGAUGACAUCAGCGAUGUGCAAGGGACCCAGCGCCUGGAGCUUCGGGGUGACAGGACCUUCAGCACCCCCACAGGGGGCUCCGACACCCUGGUGGGCACCUCCCUGGACACUCCCCCGACCUCCAUGACAGGCACCUCCGAAGAGCAAGUGAGCUGGUGGGGCAGCGGGCAGACGGUCCUGGAGCAGGAAGUGGGCAGCAGGGGUGGCACCCGCCGCCUCCCGGGCAGCCCAAGCAGCGUCCCGCAGAGCGGACUGCACAGGGAGGAGCCCGACCUUCAGCCUCAGCCGGCCAGCGAAGCCCCUCGUCGCCCGGCCCUGCCGCCUCCCUCCAAAUCCGCGCUGCUGCCCCCACCGUCCCCG